CAAUAAGAGCUUAAGCAAAAGAUCUCACACUUUCAAUAUAUUUCAAGGUUGAUCUAUAACUCUUUAACAAUGUCAUCAUCAUCGGUUCCUGAUUACUUGAGAGAUGAAGAUGUGACACAAGAAACAAGAGAUCUGAUCUCUUCUCUUCCAAAAGAGAAAGGUUGGUUAGUGAGUGAAAUUUAUCAAUUUCAAGGACGUUGGCACACACAAGCUCUGUUACAAGGAAUCUUGAUCUGCCAAAAACGCUUUGAAGCUAAAGAUUCUGACAUUGUCCUUGUCACUAAUCCUAAAUCAGGUACCACUUGGUUAAAAGCUCUUGUCUUUGCUCUCCUCAACCGACACAAGUUUCCGGUUUCUUCUUCUGGUAAUCAUCCUCUUUUGGUGACCAAUCCACACCUUCUUGUGCCCUUCUUGGAGGGAGUUUACUACGAAUCCCCAAAUUUCGAUUUCACUGGGUUGCCUUCUCCAAGACUGAUGAACACACACAUAUCGCAUCUUUCGCUGCCCGAGUCCGUUAAGAGCUCGUCUUGUAAGAUUGUGUAUUGUUGUAGGAACCCUAAGGACAUGUUUGUGUCCUUAUGGCAUUUUGGGAAGAAGCUAGCCCCUGAGGAAACCGCGGAUUAUCCUAUCGAAAAAGCGGUUGAAGCGUUUUGUGAAGGGAAGUUAAUAGGUGGGCCUUUUUGGGAUCAUAUAUUGGAGUAUUGGUAUGCAAGCCGUGAGAAUCCAAACAAGGUCUUGUUUGUUACUUAUGAGGAGCUUAAGAAGCAAACCGAAGUUGAGAUGAAGCGGAUUGCGGAGUUCUUGGGAUGUGGUUUUCUUGAAGAAGAAGAAGUGAGAGAGAUUGUCAAGUUGUGUAGCUUUGAGAGUCUAAGUAAUUUGGAAGUUAACAAGGAAGGGAAAUUGCCAAAUGGAAUGGAGACUAAAACUUUCUUUAGAAAAGGAGAAAUUGGAGGAUGGAGAGAUACUUUGAGUAAGUCCUUGGCAGAAGAAAUUGAUAGAACCAUUGAAGAGAAGUUUCAAGGUUCUGGUCUAAAAUUCUCUUCUUGAAUCAAUCUUUGAAACUUGUUCUUAUGUUUUUGUUUUGCUUCAAUUAUGUUUUCUUCAAUCUUGCGAGUUUUUGUUUUUUUUUGUUUUCUUUCUGUUGGUGUUAUUGUCUGAAUAAAAUGAAUCAAUCUUU
Molecule: messenger RNA, 1177 nt
Organism: Arabidopsis arenosa
Lineage: Eukaryota; Viridiplantae; Streptophyta; Magnoliopsida; Brassicales; Brassicaceae
Source: the annotation of a GenBank genome assembly